Molecule: messenger RNA, 303 nt
Organism: Ilex paraguariensis (yerba mate)
Lineage: Eukaryota; Viridiplantae; Streptophyta; Magnoliopsida; Aquifoliales; Aquifoliaceae
Source: the annotation of a GenBank genome assembly
AUGAGCAAGAAGGAAAGUAAGAGAGUUUCUUGCGUGGUGGUAGAGGUGGUGGUGGUGAGUCUAAUUGUUCAUACAAGAGCUGGUGUUGAAGAUGGUGAUGGUGGUGUCCAUAGAAGGCUUGUGGCUGUUCUUUUUCAACCGUGUCCUGGUCAUCUUCAUCUUCUCCUUCCUCUUCUACAUGUCUUGAAGCUCGAACUUGGUUCUGGUUCUGAAGAUGUUGAAGAUGAUGAUGAUGAUGAUGAAUGCUCUGAGGAUCCAGACUCAGACCCUUGUUGUGCUUGUCCUGUUCCAGCUUUCGAUUGA